Trifolium pratense (red clover) is the source of this 1312-nucleotide messenger RNA. RefSeq names its product alpha-ketoglutarate-dependent dioxygenase AlkB homolog. Gene Ontology annotation, cellular component: nucleus; cytoplasm. NCBI's taxonomy places the organism in Eukaryota, Viridiplantae, Streptophyta, Magnoliopsida, Fabales, Fabaceae. The record is from RefSeq and is a predicted model, not a curated record. Gene Ontology annotation, molecular function: ferrous iron binding; broad specificity oxidative DNA demethylase activity; oxidative RNA demethylase activity. Bases 164 to 1114 code for a protein of 316 amino acids. Gene Ontology annotation, biological process: oxidative RNA demethylation. The transcript has 3 exons.
UUUUCGUAUAUAACAUAUUCCCGAGACGCAUUGAAUAUUGAGUUCAUUCAAUAGAGGAAAGUAACCCAAAAGACAGUUUGAAAUACAAACUGCGCAUUCAUUCAUACUUUGAUACCCAUUGGUAGUAAGUAACUAGCAUCGGUGUAGUUGCAGCGACAACGCCAUGAACAAUUUAGUUUCGCAAUCGCAACGCUCCAAUCUUGCUCAUGAUCCAGCUUCUCCAAAAACACCGAUUUCCCCGCUGGUUGAUGUUGAUGGAAACAAACAAUCUCUGAAGAAAAAUGAUGGUGAAGAGGAGGUUGAAACUAAAAUGAAGCCUUUUGAUAUUUGCACCCCCAAACAAGUUGGAAAUCCCAAACAAGCUGGAAAUCUUGUUACAUUGAAGCCAUCUUUGUUUGCAAAAAACAGAGAAAAAAGGAAGGAAAUGAAACAACAAAGCGGCAAAGGAACUGAAUUAAGACCUGGGAUGGUUCUUUUGAAGGGUUACAUUUCAUUAGACGAUCAAAUUAAGAUAGUGAAAGCUUGUAGGGAACUAGGGUUAGGCCAAGGAGGAUUUUACCAACCUGGUUAUGAGGGUGGAACUAAGUUGCAUUUGAAAAUGAUGUGUCUUGGUAAAAAUUGGGAUCCUCAGACAAGUAAAUAUGGAGAUCAUCGACCGUGCGAUGAUUCUGUUCCGCCGAAAAUUCCCGAUGAAUUUCUGAAAUUGGUUCAGUCUGCAAUCAAUGAUUCAGAUUCUGUCACUGAACCAUCUAAAUCCAAACCGUUUCCCUCAAUCUCUCCUGACAUUUGUAUUGUCAAUUUUUACGCAGAAAAUGGACGGCUUGGUCUUCACCAGGAUAAGGAUGAAAGUGAACAGAGUAUUCGUGACGGAUUGCCGGUGGUGUCAUUCUCUAUUGGAGACACCGCAGAGUUUUUGUAUGGUGAUGUAAACGAUGUUGACAAGGCAAAGAAAGUUCUUUUGGAAUCUGGGGAUGUUUUGAUAUUUGGUGGGAAGUCUAGAAAAGUCUUUCAUGGUGUUGCUGCUAUUAAGAAAGACACUGCACCUCUCCGGUUGUUUGAAGAAACUAAUAUGCGUAAACCUGGCCGAUUGAAUCUUACUUUCAGACGGUAUUAGAUUAAAAGGCCUCUCCAUUUUGACUUUCUUAUAUUAGGUGUGAAAUGUACGUCGUCAGUUAUAUGGGGCAUGGCUUCUAAUGCCAAUUUCGUAUCCAUUUUGGGUUGUCUAUCUGUAUAUUGUUUCUCACUUUUCAGAAUCUUGUAAUCUUAAAUGACACUGACCGUCGAAGUAUGAAUGAAUUUUACUUUCUCUCAA